Alternaria conjuncta is the source of this 939-nucleotide messenger RNA. RefSeq lists its product as uncharacterized. Gene Ontology annotation, molecular function: hydrolase activity, acting on ester bonds. The record is from RefSeq and is a predicted model, not a curated record. NCBI's taxonomy places the organism in Eukaryota, Fungi, Ascomycota, Dothideomycetes, Pleosporales, Pleosporaceae. The transcript has 2 exons. Bases 1 to 939 code for a protein of 312 amino acids.
AUGAAGCUCACCGCGAGUUCAAGCGUCUUCUUGACACUCUUUGCGCAUGCAAUUGCUGCCCCCGCGCAUCCGAAGCAGAAACAAAGUUCUUUUAAAUGGCAUUCCACAGAAUCUCUGAUAGCCUUUGGGGAUAGCUAUACAUACGUGCAGGGUACCCUCGGCCAUCAAAACUACACCUUCAUUGGCGAUGAAUUCAACUUCUCUUUUACGCCCGCACAGCUCUUCUCGAAUCGCAUCGUGCAGAACCUUACGGGAACGGCAGAAGGCGGCCCUAAUUGGGUAGAGCUUUUGACUGGAUGUGGUGUCGAUGAUGGUUUGCACAAUCCAAGAGAGUGCAAUAUGCAGCUCUGGGACUUUGCAUACGCUGGCGCGAACACUAUCGAGGAAGCUGGAUUCACACCCCUUCAUCACAACCAUACUGUCUCACUCGAACGUCAGAUCGAACAGUUUGCCUCCUACGGCAAUCCAGCUCUCGAAUCAAUUCACCUCAACAAGAAGAAAGCGCUCGUAGCGAUAUGGAUCGGCAUCAACGAUAUCAAUGACCUCGUAUCCACCCAAGGCAAGAACACCUCCUUUGCACCACCCUACGAGAAGAUUCAGGACCGAGUUUUUGAGAACGUGGAGAAGAUCUAUGAGCUUGGCUACAAGGACUUCCUCUUCAUGAACUUACCGCCUCUGGAUCGUGGACCAGGCACGCCCAAUGUCAACGCCUCGCUGGUCUCUUCUUUCAACAAGAUCCACGCUGCACAUGCCAACGCCUUUCAGUCCAAACACAAAGACGUGAAGGUGCUUCAGUUUGACGUCAAUAGUGUAUUGAAUUACGUUUUGGAUCAUUACCAAGACUAUGGGUUCAAAAAUGUCACCGACUACUGCCCUGGAUAUAAUCAGCCAGAUAUCCUAACAAAGCCAAGCCAGGCACCUGACGAGCCGAACGCAUGA